AAUUAUCGAUAAUACUUAACACUUAUCGGCUCCAAGAGGAGGUAAACACGUUGCACUGGCAAAUUAUUUUGUUUCAAGUGCUGUUUGUGAAUAAAACAAUUGUUUUAAACAAUUGACCGGCGCGUCGACUACAGAAAUGGCUGAACGCAAGGGCACCUUUAAGGUGGAAUACCUCCAGAAGAUCGAGCGGGAAGUGCAGGAGCGAUGGGAAAAGGAGCGAGUCCACGAGACAGAUGCCCCCACGGCACCGAAGAAGCGCCAGGCUGAGAAGUUCUUCGUGACCUUUCCGUUUCCGUACAUGAAUGGACGCCUGCAUUUGGGACACACCUUUUCGCUGUCCAAGGCCGAGUACUCCAUGCGGUACCAUCGCCUCAAGGGACGCCGUGUCCUGUGGCCCUUUGGCUUCCAUUGCACUGGCAUGCCCAUUAAAGCGUGUGCAGAUAAGCUGACCCGUGAGCUGGAGCAGUUUGGCUAUCCGCCCAAGUUCCCAGAGGUCCAGGAAGAGUCUCCUGCUCCCGUUGAAACCAAAUCCGAGGUUCCUAAGGACAAGUCCAAGGGAAAGAAGAGCAAGGCUGUGGCCAAAACUGGUUCAGCCAAGUACCAGUGGCAGAUUAUGCAGAGUCUCGGCCUGAAGGACGAAGAAAUCAAGGAUUUCGCCAAUGCCGAACACUGGCUUAAUUAUUUUCCACCGCUGGCGGUGCAGGAUCUUAAGAGGAUCGGGGUGCACGUCGACUGGCGACGUACCUUCAUCACAACCGAUGCCAAUCCCUUCUUCGAUUCAUUUGUGCGCUGGCAGUUCAAUCACCUCAAGGAACGCGGAAAGAUCAUGUACGGCAAGAGGUACACCAUAUAUUCUCCGAAGGAUGGACAGCCUUGCAUGGAUCACGAUCGUUCCUCUGGAGAGGGAGUGGGUCCUCAGGAGUACACUCUCAUUAAAAUGAAGGUUCUGCAAACGCCCAAAGCUUUAAGCUCUAUCAAGCAGCCAAUUUAUCUGGUAGCCGCCACCCUUCGCCCGGAGACGAUGUACGGCCAGACCAACUGUUGGUUGCAUCCGGACAUUAAGUACAUUGCCUGGCAGACCACCAGGGACAACGAAGUGUGGAUCAGCACUCGUCGUGCGGCCAGAAAUAUGGCCUACCAAGGAUUCACCGCUGAGGAGGGAAAUGUCAAGGUUCUGGCUGAAGUAACUGGCCAGGAUUUGCUGGGUUUGCCCCUUUCGGCUCCUCUUACACAGCACAAGACCAUCUAUACCUUGCCUAUGCUGAGCAUCAAGGAGGACAAGGGAACAGGAGUUGUGACGUCGGUUCCAUCGGAUUCUCCCGAUGAUUAUGCUGCUCUGGUCGAUCUGCAGAAAAAGGAGGCUUUCCGCCAGAAGUAUGGCCUGAAGGAUGAGAUGGUGCUGCCUUUUGAGCCCAUUCCCAUCAUCGAUGUACCCACUCUGGGUAAACUGAGUGCCGUCCACGCCUAUGACACCCUGAAGAUUCAGUCUCAAAACGACAAAGAAAAGCUGGCCGAGGCCAAGGAGCUGUGCUACCUGAAGAGUUUCUAUGACGGUAUAAUGUUGGUUGGAGAAUUCGCUGGCCGUAAGAUUCAGGAUAUCAAGAAGGAUCUGCAGAAGCGCCUGGUGGAUGCCAAGGAGGCUGAUAUCUACUACGAGCCAGAGAAAACCAUUAUUUCCCGAUCGGCUGACGAGUGUGUGGUCGCUCUGUGUAACCAGUGGUACCUCAACUAUGGUGAGCCCGUGUGGCAGGCGCAGGCCACAAAGAUCCUGCAGGACAUGGAGACCUUCCACGAGGAGGCUCGCAACAAUUUCGAGGCCUGCCUCAACUGGUUGCAUGAGUAUGCCUGCUCGCGUACUUACGGUCUGGGUACAAAGUUGCCCUGGGAUGAGCAGUGGCUGAUUGAAUCCCUUUCUGACUCCACCAUCUACAUGGCCUUCUAUACUGUGGUUCAUUUGCUGCAGGGUGGCACCUUCCGGGGAGAGAAGCCUGGUCCCUUUGGAAUUAAGCCGUCGGACAUGACCUCUGAGGUCUGGGACUACAUCUUCUUCAAGGAGACUCCACUGCCAAAGAAGACGGCCAUCAAACAGGAAUACUUGUCCGUCCUCCGUAGGGAGUUCGAGUACUGGUACCCCAUGGAUCUUCGAGUAUCUGGCAAGGAUCUCAUCCAAAACCACUUAACCUUCUGUCUCUACAAUCACGCUGCCAUCUGGCCGAACGAUGAAACCAAGUGGCCCAAGGGAAUGCGAGUGAAUGGUCACCUGCUGCUCAACUCGGCCAAGAUGUCCAAGUCUGAUGGCAAUUUCCUCACUCUUACCGAAGCCGUGGACAAGUUCUCGGCCGAUGGUAUGCGACUGUGUCUGGCAGAUGCUGGCGACAGUGUGGAAGAUGCCAACUUCGUAGAGAGCACUGCCGAUGCUGGUAUCCUGCGACUGUACACGUUCAUUGAGUGGGUCAAGGAGAUGCUGGAGUCCAGGAGCAGUCUCAGGAAGGGUGCGGACAAGACGUUCAACGACCAGGUCUUCCUCAGCGAACUGAAUCUGAAAACUCAACAAACGGACGAGAAUUAUAAGAAAAUGCUGUUCAAGGAGGCCCUGAGGAGUGGUUUCUACGAGCUCCAGUUGGCCAGAGAUAAGUAUAGGGAGCUUUGCGGCGCCCAGGGAAUGCACGAAGACCUGGUGUUGGAGUUCAUCCGCCGGCAGGCUCUCCUCGUGGCUCCCAUUUGCCCGCACAUGUCCGAGCACGUUUGGGGCCUGCUGGGCAACAAGGACUCCAUCGUCCAUGCCCGCUGGCCUGAAGUGGGCGCCAUCAACGAAGUGGACAUCAUGUGCUCGGAGUACCUCAUGGAGGCUGCCCACACGUUCCGUCUCAACCUCAAGAACUUGCUGCAGCUCAAGGGCAAAGCGGGCAAGGACAAAUCCGUGGAUAAUCAGACAGCGAAACCGAACCGUGGCUUGAUCUGGGUGGCCAAAACCUAUCCUCCCUGGCAGUGCUGUGUCCUGGACACGAUGAGGGAAUUGUUUAACAAAUUCCAGUCCCUGCCGGACAAUAAAGUCAUUGCUGCCACUCUGCAACAGAAGGCGGAACUUAAGAAGUUCAUGAAGCGGGUGAUGCCAUUCGCUCAGAUGAUUCGCGAGAAGGUGGAGUCCGGCAAGGGAGUGGCCGCUCUGGCUGUCAACCUCGAGUUUGAUGAGCGUCAGGUGUUGCUGAACAACUUGGAUUACCUCAAAAAUACCCUUGACUUGGACACCCUGGAAAUUAAGUACACCGACGAUCCUUCAGCUCCGGAGAAAACUCGGGAGGAGGUUCGCCCCGGCUCUCCAUUCAUCAACUUCUCUGUGGCUCCCAAUGUGAGCGUAGAACUGACGAAUCCCGUCGAGCGAUCUUCACUCUUCCAGGUCAACACAAUCAUAUCCGAGGGUGAUACCACGCAGUCACUGCGGGAGAAGCUCUCAAAGAUCAUUGGACUGAAGACGGACAUGGCCAACUUGAAGAUCUGGCGCUAUGACGACCCUGCUUUGGGACCUCGUAAGAUACCCCAGUUUCAGGAUUACAAAUCAGGAAAGACACUGCUCGGCGAUGGUAACUUUGUUCUGGAUGUGGCGGCCAAGAAGAUUAGUCUGGAGCAGGGCGGAAAAGUGACCGAAGUGGGAAGAAAUCUUAUCUACGUGGUGGACUAAACCGAAAUGCAUCACGUGCCUAAGUAAUUUAUUCAUUAAAUGGAAAGUUAAAGCCUUGUAAAACGAACUAUUAACUACUGAAAUUAAAGAUAAUUGGUGUAAAAAAAA
This is a messenger RNA of Drosophila ananassae, 3787 nucleotides long. RefSeq names its product leucine--tRNA ligase, cytoplasmic (gene LeuRS). The record is from RefSeq and is a predicted model, not a curated record. Gene Ontology annotation, biological process: leucyl-tRNA aminoacylation. Gene Ontology annotation, molecular function: leucine-tRNA ligase activity; aminoacyl-tRNA deacylase activity; ATP binding. Lineage: Eukaryota; Metazoa; Arthropoda; Insecta; Diptera; Drosophilidae. The transcript has 6 exons. The coding region runs from base 137 to 3679 and encodes 1180 amino acids.